Molecule: messenger RNA, 3323 nt
Organism: Pistacia vera
Lineage: Eukaryota; Viridiplantae; Streptophyta; Magnoliopsida; Sapindales; Anacardiaceae
Product: protein QUIRKY-like
Exons: 1
Coding region: 56-3136 (1026 amino acids)
Source: RefSeq, a predicted model, not a curated record
ACAAAACAAUCCAGUAUUUCUUUCAACAAAAAUAAAUAAUAACAAACAUGAGAGUAUGACAACCCCGCCGUCUCAACCACCGCCACAAAAUACCGUCCGUAAACUUGUGGUGGAAGUAGUCGAUGCACGUGACUUGCUUCCAAAGGACGGCCAGGGAAGUUCCAGUCCCUACGUCAUCGCUGACUUUGACGGCCAAAGAAAGCGAACCUCCACAAAGUUUCGGGAGCUCAAUCCAGUAUGGAACGAGCCAUUGGAGUUCAUUGUGUCGGACCCCAAAAACAUGGACUAUGAAGAGCUGGAUAUCGAGGUAUACAACGAUAAAAAGUACUGCAAUGGCAGUGGCCGUAAGAACCACUUCUUGGGAAGGGUUAAGUUGUACGGUAGCCAAUUCUCAAAGCGUGGAGACGAAGGGUUGAUGUAUCUUCCUUUGGAGAAGAAAAGUGUUUUCAGCUGGAUUAGAGGAGAGAUCGGCUUGAGAAUUUGUUACUACGAUGAGUUGGUUGAAGAGGAGCAGCCACCGCCAGAGGGUCAACCGCCGCCAAAUCAACCUCCUCCAGAAGAACCGUCGCAGAACACACCCGCGGUUGUUGUCGUUGAGGAAGGUCGAGCUUUCGAGGUUCCUGGACACGGGCAGACUUGUCAUCCUGUUCCAGAGCACUACCAUUGUCAACCGCCUCCGGUUACCAUAAUCGAGGAAUCUCCACCGCACGUGGUGCAAGUACCACCGGAUCCACCUCAUUAUGCGCCGCCAGAUGAGCCGAUUCCGACGGUGGAGGUGAUGAAGAUGCAGAGCGCAGGUGUUGAAAGAGUUAAAGUUUUGAAAAGACGAUAUGGAGAAUUUUCACCGAGGGUGAUCACUACUGGUAAAGCUUCCGGAGAAACUGCAACAGCAGAGAUGGUCCAUCCAUACAAUCUGGUUGAGCCGAUGAUGUAUCUAUUUGUGAAAAUCGUAAAGGCGCGUGGCUUAGCUCCAAACGAGAGUCCAUAUGUGAAAAUCAGAACGUCCAAUCAUUUCCGGAAAUCCGAACCGGCAUUUCAUCGGCCCGGUGAGCCAACCGACUCCCCCGAGUGGAACCAGGUAUUCGCACUGGGUUAUAAUAAGAAUGACUCCGCCAACGCGCUUCUGGAAAUCUCCGUGUGGGACUCUCAUUCGGAAAAUUUCCUCGGCGGUCUUUGUUUCGAUCUUUCCGAUGUUCCGGUGCGGGACCCACCAGAUAGUCCGCUGGCCCCACAGUGGUAUCGCCUCGAGAGCGGACCUCCAGAACAAGGGAAUAGAAUAUCCGGUGACCUUCAGCUGGCCGUAUGGAUUGGGACUCAAGCUGAUGACGCGUUUCCCGAAGCGAGGAGCUCGGAUGCGCCCUACGUGGCACACACGCGCUCUAAGGUUUAUCAAUCGCCUAAACUCUGGUAUUUGAGAGUUACCGUGAUUGAAGCUCAGGACCUUCACAUUGCUCAUAAUUUACCUCCGUUGACGGCACCGCAGAUUAGAGUGAAAGCGCAGUUGGGGUGUCAGUCUGUACGGACGAAGCGUGCGUCUAUGAACAAUCACAGCUCGUCGUUUCACUGGAAUGAGGACUUAUUCUUCGUCGCCGGAGAGCCGUUCGAAGACUCCUUGAUUUUGUUGGUCCAGGACCGUACAAGCAAUGAAGCAAUGCUCCUGGGACACAUCAUGAUUCCAGUGAGCUCGAUCGAACAACGAAUCGACGAGCGACACGUGGCGAGCAAAUGGAUUGCCUUGGAGGGAAGAAGCGAAGGUGGCUGUAGCUGUGGGCCCUACUGCGGGAGAAUUCAGCUACGAUUAUGUUUGGAGGGUGGAUAUCACGUGCUUGAUGAAGCGGCGCACGUGUGUAGUGAUUUUAGACCCACGGCUAAGCAGCUUUGGAAGCCAGUUAUUGGAAUUUUGGAGCUGGGGAUUCUAGGCGCACGCGGCUUGUUGCCAAUGAAAACCAAAAAUGGAGGUAAAGGCUCUACUGAUGCUUAUUGUGUGGCCAAGUACGGUAAAAAGUGGGUGCGCACCAGAACCAUCACUGACAGCUUUGAUCCACGCUGGAAUGAGCAGUACACGUGGCAAGUGUACGAUCCGUGUACUGUUCUUACUAUUGCAGUGUUCGACAACUGGCGGAUGUUUGCUGAUGUAUCAGAAGACAAACCCGAUUGGCGUAUUGGGAAAAUACGUAUUCGCGUAUCUACUCUGGAGAACAACAAAGUGUAUACAACUUCGUAUCCUUUGUUGGUACUGACGCGUUCCGGGUUGAAGAAAAUGGGCGAGAUUGAAUUGGCCGUUCGGUUUGCCUGCCCGUCAAUGUUACCGGAUACUUGCUCAGUUUAUGGGCAGCCACUGCUUCCUAGAAUGCAUUACUUACGGCCACUAGGCGUGGCCCAGCAGGAAGCGUUGCGUGGGGCUGCAACCAAAAUGGUGGCCGCAUGGCUGGGCCGGUCUGAACCCCCAUUGGGCCCAGAGGUUGUGAGGUACAUGUUGGAUGCGGAUUCUCAUGCAUGGAGCAUGAGAAAGAGUAAAGCAAAUUGGUUUCGGAUCGUUGCGGUUCUUGCGUGGGCUAUCGGGUUGGCUAAAUGGUUGUAUGAUAUUAGAAGGUGGAAGAAUCCGGUGACUACAGUUUUAGUGCAUGUGUUGUAUUUGGUUCUUGUUUGGUACCCAGAUUUGGUAGUACCAACUGGGUUUCUAUACGUUGUGUUAAUUGGAGUGUGGUAUUAUAGGUUCAGGCCCAAGACACCUUCGGGCAUGGAUACAAGAUUAUCACAGGCAGAAGCGGUUGACCCGGAUGAGCUAGAUGAAGAAUUCGAUUCAAUACCCAGUUCAAAACCACCGGACAUAGUUAGGAUGAGGUAUGAUCGGUUACGGAUGUUGGCUGCAAGGGUCCAAACAGUUUUGGGUGAUUUUGCGACCCAAGGAGAGAGGGUUCAAGCUUUGGUAAGUUGGAGAGAUCCAAGGGCCACUAAAUUGUUCAUUGGGGUUUGUUUAGUCAUUACAUUGGUACUGUACGCGGUCCCACCCAAAAUGGUGGCUGUGGCACUAGGAUUUUACUAUUUAAGGCAUCCCAUGUUUAGAGACCCCAUGCCGCCGGCUAGCUUGAACUUCUUCCGGCGGUUGCCCAGUUUAUCGGACCGAUUGAUGUAGAGUUGAAGAGUAGAUUAGGAAUUAAUAGUAAAUUUUUAGGCAGCAAGUGGAAAGUGGUGGGGAAGAGGGUGGAACAAAGUUUACUGUUUGUGUUGAAAAGUUGUUCCUUAGUAACAUUGUAAGGAGUGAAAAAAAAAAAAAAAGAGGGCGGGAUUAAAAGGGAAAGUGGCUAGUUGUCAUUAUUGUC